AUGGGAAAAACCAACAGUAAGUUGAAAUCGACACAGAUUCGGGAAUUGGCGGAGCAAACAUACUGUUAGUGAUAAUGAAGAAUAUUCGGAUAUUUUUUUUAUUACAGUUACGGAAAAAGAAAUCAAACAAUGGUACAAAGGAUUUGUACGCGACUGCCCAAACGGAAUGCUAACAGAGGCGGUAAGCAUACGCUAUUAUUUCACAUUUUGAUACAAAUUAAUGGUCAAUUUUUGCAUUAGAAAAGUAAUUUAAGUUUUCAGGGUUUUCAAAAGAUAUACAAGCAGUUUUUCCCUCAGGGUGACCCCUCUGAUUUUGCUUCAUUUGUUUUCAAAGUAUUUGAUGAAAACAAAGUGAGCAUAUAUAUUUUUUAAUACUUGAAGGAAAUACGUUUAUAGGACGGCGCAAUUGAAUUUCACGAAUUUAUACGUGCUUUAUCAAUAACAUCACGUGGAAAUUUAGAUGAGAAACUGCACUGUGAGGCAGAUAACAUAUUAGCUCGACAUAAGUGAAAUUGUUCAGGGGCCUUCCGGUUGUAUGAUCUCGAUCAAGAUGGAUUUAUUACAAGAAACGAAAUGUUGUCCAUAGUUGAUUCGAUAUACAAAAUGGUUGGAAAUAGUGUUACUCUCCCUGAAGAUGAGAAUACGCCUGAAAAAAGAGUUGAUAGAAUAUUCCGCAUGAUGGACAAAGUUGGUUUUUAUUGGGUGGAAAUUUGAUAAACGUGGAUUUCUUCAGAACAAUGAUGCUCAACUCACACUGGAAGAAUUUAAAGAAGGCGCUAAAGCUGAUCCUUCCAUUGUUCAUGCUCUCUCUUUAUACGAGGGCUUGUCAACAUGA
Molecule: messenger RNA, 835 nt
Organism: Caenorhabditis sp. 36 PRJEB53466
Lineage: Eukaryota; Metazoa; Nematoda; Chromadorea; Rhabditida; Rhabditidae
Source: the annotation of a GenBank genome assembly